UCUUUUAGUACAGUUGCAGACAUGGUGACCUGUAGGCCUGGAUGUACUUCUGAGAGAGGGAUUCUGGAGCUGAAAUGGAAAGUUCUCACUGUCCACAGGGCUUAGGAUGGGUGUGGCAUGGCGUCUCCUGAAAAUUGGAGGGCCCUCAACAACUGCAGGAGAAAACCCCUGGUCACAGCAGACUGUCUGGUGGCAGCUGAUGGAUCGAGGGGUCUAGGUGGAACCAGGGAAACCCCCCCACCACCACCCUCAUCCCAUCCAAGCAUCCACAGGGUUCCACGAGCCACAGCUCAGUUUAGAGUCUUGAACCCUGCAUCCUGCUCCCCGCUAAUAGCCCAUCACGCUUGGGCUAAGGUAAUCUUCCUGGACUCCAGCCAGAGCUGAGAAUGUUGUAAGCAAGCAAAGGAAGUCCCAGGGCUGCUGCAAAAGAUACUCAGAAGCUGCAGAUCUGUCUUCUAGGCGACAGGACUCUACCCUAACCAGCCUGGGGUCUGUAUGGCUGGUGGCUGAGUGCCCGAGGUGCAAGUGCUCAGCUCUGCUGGUCCAUGGGGCCACCCAGCCAGCCUGCCAUGUAGAUGGAGAACCAUUGCAGUUCCAGAACCAAGCUUUGCAGCUGAUGCUUUUGGCUGCUGAGGGGCUCCCUGGAGGCUGGGCUGGGCUGGGCUGGACUGGGUGUUAGAGCCUGAGCUCAGCUGCAGGAUGUUUUGGGGUUGAGGACAGAUAGUAAGGUAGUGUUACUGCCUGGGCUCUUUCCUACUUCUUGGGAGGGCCAAGCUAGAGCUGUUCGCUACCAAGCACCAUUUUUCUAGUAAGCAAGCAUCCCGCCCAUCUGGACAGGAACAGGCUGAGGGCUUGACAAGCAGGGAGCCAGACUCCUACCGCCAGCAACUAAAGAUUCCACAUUUCCAUGGGAUGGAAAGGUCCUGGGAAGUCAGAGCCAACCCCUCCCUGUUUAGCAUUGAAGGCUGACACACAAAAUAGGGAACGCCUGAGCAGCCUGCAGUGGAAAGUUGGAGCUGUGGUGUGUGGCGGGCGGAUGCAGGAGCAGAGAGCAGCUGGGGAGAGGAAGACUCAGAGGACGUGGUGGGACAUGGCUGGGACGAUGCAGUUCCUGGCUUGGCUAAUAGUAACCAUUUGCCUUCUCCCUGGGGUGACUACAACCCAGCACUGUCCAGGGCAGCCCACGGACAGCGCCAGCGUGGGAGGUGGCCUGCAGGAGCCAGAGGCCCCGGAAGUGAUGUUUGAGCUGCUCUGGGCUGGUCUGGAGCUGGAUGUCGUGGGGCAGCUGCAUAUCCAGGACGAGGAACUGGCAUCCACACGCCCAGGCCGCCGACUCAGGCUCCUCCUGCAGCAACAUGUGCCCAGUGACUUGGAGGGUGCUAAGCAGCGGCUGCAGCAGUUCCAGGACCUGCGGAAAGGGCCUCCUCUUAGCCCUUGGGACUUUGAACAUCUGCUCCUCACAGGCCUGUCCUGUGUCUACCGGCUCCAUGAGGCUAGUGAGGCUGAGGAGAGGGGUCGCUGGGCCCAGGUCUUCGCCCUGCUGGCACAGGAAAUACUCUGGGACCUGUGCAAGGGCUUCUGCCCCAGGGAGCCCCCAUCUUUGGGGCCCUGGGCCUUGAUCCUUGACCCUUUUCCCUGACUCUCCCCUUUCACCUGCCAACCAACCACUGCCCCCCAACUCGUGGCCCAAGCCAGACCCAUCCUGGGCAGUGGCUUCCAUCUGGCACGUGGUCCUUCCCACUGGAAGUAGAAGCUUGGAUUGUACCCUGAACCCAGUUUACCCCUGCCCCAUUUUCUUCCCUGAGCCCUGGUAGGCUAAGAGCCUGGGUCUCAGGACACAGGCACAGAGCUAAAAGCAGGACUUGCAGGUAUGUGUUGGGGUUAGGGUUGAGAAGUGUGUUCAAGGAUGCUGAAAAGAAAGCUGUCCCCAAGGAAGGCCAAGUCCGAUGCUCCAAGUCCUACCCUGGCAGUCUUUGACAAGUCCUGCGGAAUCUAUGGGAACCUUGUGAAUGCCCAGCACCCAGUCCUAAUUUACAUACCCUUUUAAAUCCCAACCAGUGUUCUGGAGUCCCUGUGCCCCAAGUUCCCCAUCUGGACUAGAAUAGACUGGACAUUUUUAGUUUAGUCUGUUGGAGGAAUGGAGGAAAGCAGGUGGAAGAACAUUACCUUUC
Molecule: messenger RNA, 2171 nt
Organism: Leptonychotes weddellii (Weddell seal)
Lineage: Eukaryota; Metazoa; Chordata; Mammalia; Carnivora; Phocidae
Gene: FAM180B
Product: family with sequence similarity 180 member B
Source: RefSeq, a predicted model, not a curated record